Messenger RNA from Gastrolobium bilobum, 698 nucleotides. RefSeq lists its product as uncharacterized. The record is from RefSeq and is a predicted model, not a curated record. The coding region runs from base 75 to 527 and encodes 150 amino acids. The transcript has 2 exons. NCBI's taxonomy places the organism in Eukaryota, Viridiplantae, Streptophyta, Magnoliopsida, Fabales, Fabaceae.
GAUAAGAAGUAGAUGAUGAUGAUGAUGAUGCUGGGUUCCCGCAUAGGAAGCUCGAAAUAAGAAUCUUAGAUAGGAUGCAAAUGGAUAUUCUUAAACAGCUUCCAGUACAAAGUUUUAUGUCGUAUCGCUUCUCUUCACGAUAUCAAACCUCAACAUACUCUUCCAUCUUUUCUUUUUCUUCUUAUUCCCCUUUCAAAUUUGUCUGCUCCAAAAGGAACUUCAAGGAAUCUCAACGAAACGACGAUAACAAUAACAAAGGUGAUAAAUCUUCAACAGACUGGGACAAGGCAUGGUCAAAUUUCAAGAAGCAAGGGAGAAAAACACUCUUCUCCCAAUUUUCUCCAAAUAAGUAUGUGAGCUGGAAUCCUAGGCGUUCAGAUUUCCCACUUUCUGAGGAGGUUGAUCCUAUCAAGAGAACAGAGAGAUCAAACCUCAAGUUCUGGAAUAGUCCCACUUUUACUCUAGGAGGGGCAGUUAUAAUUGUCACAUUUCUUUUGUUGUACACCAUUCUUGCACCAAUCAAGUGAUCUCUUUUAAGCAAUACAACUAUAAAAGUAAACUAUUGUUUAACAGAAAAUGUAAAUUGUUUACCAAUGUAGUUGAUGGCUUCUGUCUUUUCUUCUGUUGUUCUGUUGCUUCAUCCACUUGAAACAGUUUUCUUCCAACAGAUUUGUUAAUAGCUUUUCAUAGCCACUCAU